UUGUAGAGCAUCGCAUUGAGUCUGCAAACAAGACCACAUUACGUUGCGAACUUAACGACUGUCCUCGACUUCCAGUCCAGUUCAAUUUAACCUGUCCAAUUACGCUUGUUUUGAUAGCCUUCGAAGUGAUCCUUGAAUUUGUAAAGUUUGGGCGCCACGGGCCGGAGGCUGGGAGAGCGCUGGAGAGCGACUCUGGACCACUGCCGCCACAGCAGGCCCAAUGUCAUCGAUUGGUGACUUGCCACCAGAGGACCAGACAAUGACCUCCUUGACAAACGGAACAUGGUCAGUCUAAAAGCGUCGUCGGGAGGUUGUCUGGGGUAUAUAAGCUGCAGCAUGUCGCGAAAGUAGAUCCUCACCAACAAGAACUAAGUCUCAGCAACCUCCUACGAUGCAGUUCAAGCUCGCCUUCGCCACCUUCGCCGCCCUCGUCGCGGUUGUCGCUGCAGUUCCGUCGCCGGAGGUCACCACCCAGCUCUUCACUCAGGAAGAGAUGAUCGCCUGGCUCAAGCGACCGACGCCGAGCUCACCUUCAUCGGCGACCCUAUCCCAGGUGUCAAUGCGCCCGAAGGUCUUACCUCGCGCGCCGCGGACAACACGAUGGUCACGUACUGCAACCGCCGCACUCCAGAACGUCUGCGGCGGCUCGUGCACCGUGUACAACGGCUCGGCCAAGUGCCUCAACGCCCCGGACACGCAGUGCCUCGCAGCCACGAACAACGUCGGGUUCUGCGACAAGGGCGGAUGCGGAGGUAGCUGCAACCAGCUCUCGACCUGCGGGACGCACCUGGAUAACGGGUAUUGCUACACCCCGGGCACUAAGUCGAUCAACGUUGGGAAUUAUUAGGCCCAGUUUGGGAGGGUGGGGCUGAGGAUGCGAGAGGAUGCGACGAGAGAUGACGGGUGUAUGGGAACGCGUAGUUGUCAAUGCAUGAGAGCCUGGCUUUGUAGUACUGGAGCAAAGUGGAAGGGCUGGAGUUGAAUGACGAGUGAGCACAACCGCUGUGUGCACAUAAAGAUACUGUCGGCCGCUCGGUGUCCUUUCGACACGAUUCAAUUAGGUC
Fomitopsis serialis is the source of this 1064-nucleotide messenger RNA. RefSeq lists its product as uncharacterized. Bases 392 to 847 code for a protein of 151 amino acids. The transcript is spliced from 3 exons. Lineage: Eukaryota; Fungi; Basidiomycota; Agaricomycetes; Polyporales; Fomitopsidaceae. The record is from RefSeq and is a predicted model, not a curated record.